AUGGCAACUGCAACAGAAACAAAAGAUUGCGGUACGACGACAAUCAUUACAACCGAAACUGAUCAACCGGUUCGAGCUCAUUCUCCAACUCUCAUCCUUGAAUUACAUCGCACAACUGAUCCUGGACCACGUGUUCGGUGGGCUGAAGAAACCAUUGAUAAUGAAUUUAUGAAUAAGAAAAAGUCGAAAUGUUGUUGUGUCUAUACCAAACCACAUAAUCCUGAAUUGGAUGACGACAAAAACACGGAAGCGGACGAAUUCGAUCAUUGCGACCAUUGUCGAUAUCACACUCAAUCUGAUUAUGCAGCUAAACCAGACGAACGGCAACCUAAAGUUAAACUAGUUGUCGGCGAACCGAAAUCUUCCUAA
This is a messenger RNA of Adineta ricciae, 369 nucleotides long. The record is from the annotation of a GenBank genome assembly. NCBI's taxonomy places the organism in Eukaryota, Metazoa, Rotifera, Eurotatoria, Adinetida, Adinetidae.